Messenger RNA from Castor canadensis (American beaver), 669 nucleotides. Lineage: Eukaryota; Metazoa; Chordata; Mammalia; Rodentia; Castoridae. The record is from RefSeq and is a predicted model, not a curated record.
GGGAGACGCAGGCGGCGACGAUCGGUAGAGGAGCCUAGUGCCCUCCGCCUAGCAGUCCUCCCUGAGUCGGUUCGCGCACUCGCGCUGUUGCUGCCCGCAGCAAGGUGCCUGCGGCCAGCCGGCCAGGGCGCAGCGCAUUCGCCGGCGGGUUCCUCGGAGGCUUGGCCGGGAACUGCACCUGGAGGCGGCCCCGGACGGGGAUGGUCGGCGGCUGCAGCCGUCUGGCACGCGAGCGGGACACAGUGAGGGCACCAUGGCGCUGACGCCCCGGCGGGGCUCUUUGGAGGGGCUGGUACGGCCGGAGCUCUGGCUCCUGCUGCUGUGGACAGCCGCGUGGCGCCUGGGUACCACGGCGUGCCCCGCCCUCUGCACCUGCACAGGCACCACCGUGGACUGCCACGGCACGGGGCUGCAGGCCAUCCCCAAGAACAUCCCACGGAACACCGAGCGCCUGGAACUCAACGGGAACAACAUCACCAGGAUCCAUAAGAACGACUUCGUGGGGCUCAAGCAGCUUCGGGUGCUGCAGCUGAUGGAGAACCAGAUUGGGCGGUGGAGCGAGGAGCUUUCGAUGACAUGAAGGAGCUGGAGCGACUACGGCUGAACCGGAACCAGCUGCAUGUGUUACCAGAACUGCUGUUCCAGAACAACCAGGCUCUGUCCAGACUG